AGCGGCGAAUAUAGCUCGUCCAGACCAGGAAGACUAGGACUAUACUACUCUCACACACAGAUGGCCAUGCGAGUAGGAGUGGUGGGGGCAGGUCCUGCAGGACUGUGUGCGGCGAGGCAUUGUCUAGCCAAUGGGAUGUCUUGCACAGUGUUUGAGCAGACCAAUGACGUAGGAGGCACCUGGCAGUAUACAGAGAGUGUGGGCAAGGACCAGUAUGGGAUACCCAUCCACACCAGCAUGUACAGGGACCUAAGAACGAACGUACCAAAAGACGUUGUAAAGUUUCCUGAACUAGAACACAAAGAGACGGCAGAAUCGUACCUGACUUCGCCUGAAAUCCUGCAAUACCUGAAGGACUACACGGAAAUGUUCAACAUUCGCAGUGUGUGCAAGUUCAAUCACCACGUGAAGAAGAUGAGUUUCAAGGACGGAAAGUGGCGCGUUACGGUCGUGGACCUUCCCAAUCAGCAAGAAAACACUUACACGUUCGACGCUCUCUUCAUUUGCAACGGGUUGAACAACACCCCGUUCUACCCCAAGGUGGAGGGUGCAGAGCAGUUCCAAGGGACAUUGAUUCACAGUCAUGACUACAGAGUACCUGAGCAGUUUCGCGACCAGAAUGUGGUCAUCAUAGGAGGAGGCGCCUCUGGGCUGGACCUCACAAAUCACAUAUCCAAGUGUGCCGCCAAGGUAUUCUUGUCUCAUCGUUCCGACCGUUUUGACGAGAAGAACGUCACACUACUGGACAAUGUAAUUUUCAAAACCGACGUCGUGAGUCUCACCAAGGACUCUGCAGUGUUUGGAGACGGGACUGUUGAGAGAGUAGACGCCGUCAUAUACUGUACAGGGUUCAAGUGCAACUACUCGUUCAUGGACGAGAGUUGCGGCAUCAGAGAGGACGACGGACUGGUCUACCCUCUGUACAAAUACUUCAUAAACGCCAACAACCCUACAAUGUGCAUACUGGGCAACCUGUGUAUGUCCAUGCAAUUCCCCACCUUCGACAUACAGGUCCGGUUCUUCGUCAAGACGUUACAAGACAGUUCCAUCCUCCCCUCCAGGGAAGGUAUGUUCCGCGACAUCGAGGAACACGCCAGAAGGAAGCUGGUGGACCCCGAGAUACCCAAGAAGAUGUACUUCAAGACAACCGUAGACGAAGACGCGCAGUACUACGACAACCUUGCCAAAAUGGCCGACAUUGAGCCUCUGCCCAAAGUCUUGAUCGAGAUCUUCGCCCGCGCCGUGGCGCAGAUCUACGGGAACUUCCCUCUCUUCAGAGAAGACAAGUAUAAGAUCAUCGACGACAAAACUUACGCUGUUUUCCCUCCUUCUGCUUAACUAGAUAAAUAUUUUGGCCGUUGUAAUUCUUAGAGUUUAUUGAUAUAACUGUUGGAUUAUGACAAAUAUAGUAGCUGUUUAUUGAAAUCGCAAAAGAAGAAAUUGCUGUAUGAAUGAAGUAUAAUCUUCUACUGUCCAAAACAUAGAAAACACUAAACGAUUACAAUUAAAUAGAGGAUUUACGUUUUAUGAUUUAAUUUGCCAUUCUCCAAAUCGAGUGUCUGAUUAUUUUCUUAAUUUUGUCAUAGAUUACAAGAAUAUUUGUAUCGCAAUUAUUUCUAAUAUUUGCCCAAUAAUCAAAAUUGUUGUAUUAUUUCUUGAUAAUACCCUCAAUCAAAUUAUUUACCAAGGCAGUUAAAGUUAUGGUUGAAAGUAGCAUACUUUUAUUGGACAUUGAUACACAAUAAAUAAACUUUUCGAUGGCCAAAUAAACAAAUGUGUAAGAUUUCAGUCAAUAGUAUAUUGUCAACUGUAAUACUCAUGAAUUACGUAUUAAUGUACAAGUGAACAUAAGUUUUAAUCUUAGCGUAAAUAUGUUGUGUUUCUGUUUGGGUUUUACUAACGACCCAGCUAUUAUUUAAUUUUUAAAAUACAUGAUGAAUGACCUUUUGUAAAAACUGUACAUGCUCUUGCUGUGUUGGUUAUUUGUGAUAUUACCAUUUAAGUUUUUAAGAUAACCUUUUGUCCAUGAGUUGUAGGCUAUUAGAAGAAGGAGUCUAUUCAUGUUUAUGUAAGAUUUUUGAAGGGUGUGACUAUUUUGAUAUUUAACUACUGUAUAUAGAUUGUAGUAAGAAUUCCAAGAUGCAUUUGACUCUACUUAACAGUUUUUGUCAACAAAUUUUGUAUUUGCAAUUUAAUGGCGACAAUUAAAGAGAAAAUAUGUGAUAUGUUAGUAAAAUUUAAUUUAAUAAAAUGUGCUUGGCUCACA
This is a messenger RNA of Macrosteles quadrilineatus (aster leafhopper), 2266 nucleotides long. Its product is annotated as senecionine N-oxygenase-like. The record is from RefSeq and is a predicted model, not a curated record. The coding region runs from base 61 to 1338 and encodes 425 amino acids. Gene Ontology annotation, molecular function: NADP binding; flavin adenine dinucleotide binding; N,N-dimethylaniline monooxygenase activity. NCBI's taxonomy places the organism in Eukaryota, Metazoa, Arthropoda, Insecta, Hemiptera, Cicadellidae. The transcript is spliced from 7 exons.